Molecule: messenger RNA, 1320 nt
Organism: Tachysurus fulvidraco (yellow catfish)
Lineage: Eukaryota; Metazoa; Chordata; Actinopteri; Siluriformes; Bagridae
Product: rho-related GTP-binding protein RhoA-B-like
Exons: 5
Coding region: 161-742 (193 amino acids)
Biological process (GO): small GTPase-mediated signal transduction; cell migration; stress fiber assembly
Cellular component (GO): cleavage furrow; dendritic spine
Molecular function (GO): GTPase activity; GTP binding
Source: RefSeq, a predicted model, not a curated record
UUGGUACGUUAAACGGAAAUGAGCUUGCGUUGCUGUGUGCGCAUGCGCACUGCGAAUUGGGUUGGAGUUCGCGGUAGUGACAGUUGCGCCGUUGUGCUUUUGACGCUUAGGGUGGGAGAGACCGGAAAAACUCGAUCGCUAAGCAUCAAACACAAGAGAGAUGGCUGCGAUCCGUAAGAAGCUGGUGAUUGUUGGAGAUGGUGCAUGUGGCAAGACUUGCCUCCUCAUCGUCUUCAGUAAGGACCAGUUCCCCGAGGUGUACGUGCCCACCGUGUUUGAAAACUAUGUGGCUGACAUCGAGGUGGAUAGCAAACAGGUGGAGCUGGCACUAUGGGACACGGCAGGACAAGAAGAUUACGAUCGUCUCCGUCCUCUCUCGUACCCGGACACUGACGUCAUCCUCAUGUGUUUCUCCAUCGACAGUCCUGACAGUCUCGAGAACAUUCCGGAAAAGUGGACUCCUGAGGUGAAACAUUUCUGCCCCAAUGUCCCCAUCAUCCUGGUGGGCAACAAGAAGGACCUGCGCAAUGAUGAACACACACGCCGUGAGCUAGCCAAGAUGAAGCAGGAGCCAGUGAAAGCAGAGGAGGGCCGCGACAUGGCGAACCGGAUUUACGCCUUUGGCUACAUGGAAUGCUCGGCCAAGACGAAGGACGGCGUGCGGGAGGUGUUUGAGAUGGCCACCAGGGCGGCGCUGCAGGCCAGGAAAGGCAAAAAGGGCAACAAAUGCCUCUUAUUGUAAAUUUGAACGGGACUCUGCGCUCAUUAUGCAGGGUGGGAGGGGCUGAACACCCCUUCCACACCCCUUCCCCCUCCCCAGUCAGCCUGCCUGAAAUGACUGUGCUCAACCGUUAAACCGCUUUUUUUUUAAAUUACGUCUUUUAAGCGAAACCAGUAACGGAAAGUUUUGUUUUUUGUCAGUAUUUAAAGAGGCAGAUCAGGAGCUAUGCUGUUCUAUUGUACUUUUACACACACACCCUUAUUAAAUUCGCCAUAUAAACUCGUGCCGAGCCAACGGUAAACGGAGAAAUGUUGGAGUUGUGUAUUUGCUAGGUGUUUGUAUCGGUGAUGUUUCACUGUGACCGAUAGCCCAUGCAGUUAUUUUGGAUUAUGAAUAUGCAAUGAAGAAAAAAAGACCAGGACCAAUGUGCAGUACAGAAAAGACACAGCAGUCUGUGUGGUUUCUGAAAUGCAUACACUUGGACAAGACUUGAAACAUUUUUUUUUUUUUGUUUUAUUUCUUUUUUCUCUUUCUUUCAAAACAAACAGAAACCUAAUUUGGUAUCUUUGUCUAUUAAAGAAAAACUUUUUAGAAACUCA